UUUUGAUAGAAGAAAUAUUUUGUAUGAAAAUAUUGCAUUUUCUUCCAACUUUGUGUACGGUCAUUUGACAGCUGUCAAUGGUGUUGCACGUGAACAAUGCAGAUAAGAUAACAUCGAGAGAAAUAACAAUUCCCAAAUAUUUAUACAGUCAUAGCGCAAGUGAAAUAGAAAGAUCUUUACAAUUAUGGGCACCGUAAAUAAUAAUGUACCAAUUUCAAUCGAACAUAAAAUAGGUGAUAAUCUCAAAGUAUUGGAGCAAAAUUCUCAAAUCAAAGAGCUCCAAACCAUAAUCCGCGAUAGGAAUACUAGUCGAAGUGAUUUUAAAUUCUAUGCCGAUCGUUUGAUUCGGUUGGUGAUUGAAGAAAGUUUAAACCAAUUGCCAUACUCAGACUGCUCCGUUGUGACGCCCACUGGAGCAAUCUACGAUGGUUUAAAAUAUCAGUCAGGCAAUUGCGGUGUGUCCAUUGUUCGUUCGGGUGAGGCAAUGGAACAAGGACUACGUGAUUGCUGCCGAUCAAUUCGGAUUGGUAAAAUUUUAGUCGAAUCGGAUGCCGAAACACACGUUGCCAAAGUAGUUUAUGCUCGUUUUCCGGAUGACAUCGCCAAACGGCAAGUUUUACUCAUGUAUCCAAUCAUGUCAACCGGCAAUACGGUUGUUCAGGCCGUGAAUGUUUUGAAAGAGCAUGGUGUAAAGGAAUCUUCAAUUAUUUUAUCGAAUUUAUUUUGCACGCCACAAGCGGCUAAAACCGUCGUUGCCGCUUUCCCAGACAUGAAAAUUCUCACAUCGGAACUCCAUCCAGUGGCACCGAACCACUUCGGACAACGUUAUUUCGGCACCGAUUAGGUGCAUUUACUCAGCAACGAAUAACAGCUAUGCCAUUCACAUAUGCCAUUGGCAUCGAUCAACAUCAUUGUUUCAUCUCCGAGUCAUAGUCCUAAUGUAUAAGUUUCGACAACGCUGUAUUUAUAUAUAUAUAUAAAAAUAAAACAUUUACCAUGCAAACUAUUUUCGAAAAGCCAUAAAAAUAUUUCAACUAA
Molecule: messenger RNA, 1038 nt
Organism: Sitodiplosis mosellana (orange wheat blossom midge)
Lineage: Eukaryota; Metazoa; Arthropoda; Insecta; Diptera; Cecidomyiidae
Gene: kri
Product: uracil phosphoribosyltransferase homolog
Exons: 4
Coding region: 185-844 (219 amino acids)
Source: RefSeq, a predicted model, not a curated record